AUGAGUGCUGAAAAUUACACUAUGGUGGUAUUUUUUAUUAUUGAAGGAAUUUCAGAUAUACCAGAAAUACAAACUCUAAUUUUUGUCCUGGUUCUGCUCAUGUAUCUCAUCAUAUUUGGUGGUAACAUGACCAUUCUUCUACUUGUUUGCUCAGAUUCUAAACUACACAACCCAAUGUAUUUCUUCCUGGUUAACUUGUCCAUCAUGGAUGUAUUUUCUGCCACUGUCACUCUUCACAAAACCCUUCUCAUUUUCAUAACAGGGGACAACAGUGUAUCUCCGACCGCCUGCAUGAUACAGCUGUAUAUGUUUACAUCUCUGACGAACAACGAGCUGUUAAUAUUGACGGCCAUGAGCUAUGAUCGAUACGUAGCUAUAUGUAACCCCUUGCGUUAUCACAUGGUCAUGAACUAUAGACUAUGUGUUCUUCUUGCUUUUAGCUGCUGGACGUUGGGUUUUAUAGAAAUCACACCAAUCCUAUGGGCUAUAUCUGGCUUUAAUUGUUAUACAUCCAAGAUGGUCAACCAUUUCUUCUGUGACAUUGUGCCACUAAUGAUGAUCACUUGUAGUGACACCUCUUUAUUAGCACUUUAUUUACAACUUGACGGUGUUGUCUUUGGAGGAAUGACUCCAUUUAUUUUUACCUUCAUCUCUUAUGUUUUCAUUAUAAUCACCAUACUGAGGAUAAGAUCCAGAGAAGGAAGACGUAAAGCCUUCUACACGUGUUCCUCACACCUGACUGUGGUUGGCCUUCUUUAUUCAACUCUUGGUUGCCAAUAUCUGAGGCCGGUGUCUGUAGAAACUAUAGAUUCCAAUAAACUUUUCUCUCUCUUUAACACAGUUGCUGUUCCAAUGUUAAAUCCUUUAAUUUACAGCUUAAAAAACAAAGAUGUGAAAUCAGCUUUAAUACGUAGACUAAGAAUGCAUUUGAUGGUUACUUAA
This is a messenger RNA of Bombina bombina (fire-bellied toad), 942 nucleotides long. RefSeq names its product olfactory receptor 1009-like. Lineage: Eukaryota; Metazoa; Chordata; Amphibia; Anura; Bombinatoridae. Gene Ontology annotation, molecular function: G protein-coupled receptor activity; olfactory receptor activity. The record is from RefSeq and is a predicted model, not a curated record. The transcript has a single exon. Gene Ontology annotation, biological process: G protein-coupled receptor signaling pathway. The coding region runs from base 1 to 942 and encodes 313 amino acids. Gene Ontology annotation, cellular component: membrane.